Molecule: messenger RNA, 1079 nt
Organism: Equus quagga
Lineage: Eukaryota; Metazoa; Chordata; Mammalia; Perissodactyla; Equidae
Gene: SMCO2
Product: single-pass membrane protein with coiled-coil domains 2
Exons: 8
Coding region: 1-1038 (345 amino acids)
Source: RefSeq, a predicted model, not a curated record
AUGGCUCUCAUGGAGCUAAGGGACAAGUUGUCUCUGCAGAUGGAAGCAGUUGGGAAGGAACAAGAGCUGACCAAGAAAAACAAUGGUUUUCUCCAAAAUAUCGAUGCAGCUGAAGGCACGAUGCAGAAUUUGCUAAGGAAAUUUACCAAAAUGGACCACGUCUUGGACAGAUCAGAUGAUGAGGACGAGAUUUUCUCUGAAAACCCUCAAACUGACUUUCUUCGAGAGGAUGUGUUGGAGCCAGAGGCCGAGCAUGACCAGGACCUGCAGAGUCAAGAGGAUGAGCAAGAGACAGACUGCUUUCAACAUGAGGACCCUCAAGUGUCCACAUCUUGGCCGUUUUCAGAGGAGAACAUCCCUGAAUUGAGUCAGGAGAACAUCUUCUUCCAGCUAAACCACUGGAAUACACAGAUGGGUCAACAAGUGAAAGAACUUGGAGCUGAUCACACAGACUGGAUGGAGAAAAUUAAAAACAUUAUACAAAAAAUUAACCUAACAGAAAACACAGUGAAGAGUUUAAUAAAUGAGGUGAUGUCCCUGGAGGGCCAAAUUGAAAAGCUGGAGUCACAUCAGGACCUUAACCCUGAUCAGGGGACGAACAUCGAGGUAAAUGCUUGUAAUGAAGCUCAUGAAUUAAAGGAGAAACUCAUUGAAAGAAUAGAGAACUUUUCCAAGGACAUGACUCUGCUGAAUGCAAAGCUAGAGAUGUACCAAAUGCAAGCAGGGAAAACAGACUCUCAGAGUCCCGAAGAAAUGGGUAUGGAAGAAAUGGAGCCUCUGCUCCCUCAGGCUCCACCACCUCCUUUAGUGCAGAACUCUCCUCCCCGCAUUGCAGUGUGGAAACGUGCACUGAGGAUUUUCAUCAUGUUUUAUGUCCUUACCUUCACUGGACUUUUAUGUUACACACUAUUUUUUGAUGCUACGUUUAUCUUUGAAAGGGUGCUCCCUACAAUGCUUGGGCGCCGCAGAAUGUGGGAACUGCGGGAGAUUAUUGCGCCUUUCUUGAAUUUGGAAGUGGAAGACUUGUUACCCUCCUAAAGAUACAGAAGUUACUAUUACCCUACUGACUUCCUCUCCAA